This is a messenger RNA of Benincasa hispida (wax gourd), 1877 nucleotides long. The record is from RefSeq and is a predicted model, not a curated record. NCBI's taxonomy places the organism in Eukaryota, Viridiplantae, Streptophyta, Magnoliopsida, Cucurbitales, Cucurbitaceae.
ACCAUACUUUGCCUCACUCGGCUACAAGGGCAGCUAUGUUGGUGAGAAUCAACACUCUUCUUCAAGGCUACUCGGGUAUUAGAUUUGAGAUUUUGGAAGCCAUUACCAAACUCUUGAAUCAUAACAUCACUCCGUGCUUGCCUCUUCGUGGGACCAUUACUGCUUCUGGAGAUCUUGUUCCUCUUUCUUACAUUGCUGGAUUACUCACUGGUCGACCAAAUUCUAAAGCAGUUGGUCCAAAUGGAGAAAGUCUUGAUGCAAAGGAGGCUUUCCUACAGGCUGGUAUUCCAUCCGGGUUCUUUGAGUUGCAACCUAAGGAAGGGUUGGCUCUUGUCAAUGGAACUGCCGUUGGUUCUGGGUUAGCUUCUAUUGUUCUCUUUGAGGCAAAUAUUUUGGCUGUUUUGUCCGAGAUUUUGUCUGCCAUAUUUGCUGAAGUUAUGCAAGGCAAACCUGAAUUUACUGAUCAUUUGACCCAUAAGCUGAAGCAUCAUCCUGGCCAAAUUGAGGCAGCUGCAAUUAUGGAACACAUUUUGGAAGGAAGUUCUUACAUGAAAACGGCCAAGAAGUUGCAUGAGAUGGAUCCUCUCCAAAAGCCUAAACAAGAUCGUUAUGCCCUUAGAACUUCACCCCAAUGGUUGGGUCCAUUGAUUGAAGUUAUUCGAUUCUCUACAAAAUCUAUUGAACGGGAGAUUAAUUCAGUCAACGACAACCCAUUGAUUGAUGUUUCAAGGAAUAAGGCUUUGCACGGAGGCAACUUCCAAGGAACUCCAAUUGGAGUCUCUAUGGACAAUACUCGUCUAGCUAUUGCUUCAAUUGGAAAGCUUCUUUUUGCUCAAUUCUCAGAGCUUGUCAAUGAUUUUUACAACAAUGGAUUACCCUCAAAUCUCUCUGCAAGCAGAAACCCAAGUUUGGAUUAUGGAUUCAAAGGUGCUGAGAUUGCCAUGGCUUCCUAUUGCUCUGAACUUCAAUAUCUAGCAAAUCCCGUAACUAGUCAUGUUCAAAGUGCUGAGCAACAUAAUCAAGAUGUCAACUCUCUUGGUUUGAUCUCUUCAAGGAAAACAGCUGAGGCAAUUGACAUUUUGAAGCUCAUGUCUUCCACAUUUUUGGUCGCUCUUUGUCAAGCAAUUGACUUGAGGCAUUUAGAAGAAAACUUGAAGAACACAGUUAAAAAUACAGUGAGCCAAGUGGCGAAGAAAGUCCUCACCACUAGCUCAAAUGGCACGCUUCAUCCUUCAAGAUUUUGUGAGAAAGAUUUACUCAAAGUAGUUGAUCGAGAAUACACUUUUGCUUACAUUGACGAUCCAUGCAGUGCUACUUAUCCACUGAUGCAAAAGUUGAGACAAGUUAUUGUUGAGCAUGCUUUGAAUAAUGGAGAGGACGAAAAAGACCAGGCUACUUCAAUCUUUCAAAAAAUUGGAGCAUUUGAAGAGGAAUUGAAAGCCAUUUUGCCCAAAGAAGUGGAAAGUGUGAGAUUGGCAUAUGAAAAUGGAGAUGCAACCAUUGAGAACCAAAUUAAGGAAUGCAGAUCUUACCCAUUAUACAAGUUUGUGAGGGAAGAGUUGGGCACUAAAUUGCUAACCGGAGAGAAGGUUGUAUCUCCAGGAGAAGAGUGCGAAAAGGUUUUCACUGCAUUGUGCCAAGGAAAAAUGAUUGAUCCAAUUUUAGAAUGCUUGAAGGAAUGGAAUGGCACACCAAUUCCCAUAUGCUAAUGCAUUAAGAGGAGUUAGACCAUACACGAUUAUAAACUUAAAAAUAAUGUCAUAUUUGUUUUUGUUAUUUUUUUUAAUCUUCAUUUCAUUUUGUUUCCAUCAAAGUUCAAGUAUAAAAAAUUGUACUUGUGAGAAUUUUCAAGAAAUAUACUUGUUUCAAUUUAUAAA